GUCACAGUCACAGACUGACAGUUUGGUGUUUACAGUUUACUCCGUGAAACUUGCGAAUGUAUCACAUUUUCAUUCAACUUUUACAUAAAUUAAAUAAAAAAAGUGCAGUCUUUUAACACUAAUGUUGAAAAGUAAAUUUUGACCAAAAUGCCAACACAGAAGAGCAAGCUAAAAAAGUCCAAGGUGGAACCCGUGCCAACGGUGGUAGCUCCGGUUCAAAUAAAAUCCGAACCGCUCGACAUUAAACCUCUGGGCGCUUUUGUAGACGACCGGGUGGAACUGAUCCGGCAAGCUUUCACAUGCCUCAAGCCCAAGGAGAUCAAGUGCCUGGUUCCAGAUUUUCUGCAGGGCAAAUCUAUCGAAUUUCUGCAGGAGCAAUGUCUGGAUGAAGUGCUCGGAAUAUCCACAAAGCGACUGCUGUCGAUUAUCAACAGCACCAAGUGUCCCACGGAUACCGAAUCGUCCUCGGACGAGGAUGAGAAAAUUGUGGAACACAUAUCGCUGGAUGAAAUUUCGUCGGAUUCCGAUGUCGAAAUUGCUAAACCAAUAGCAAAGAAAGGCAAAUCAAAAGAUGUCAAGGCUAAGAAGGAGAAAGAACCAGAAGUCAAACCGAAUGAUAAGCCUAAUAAAAAUGGCGGCAAGAAAAGCGAGAAGGAAAUGACCGUUCUGGAGCUUCUGGAGUUGCAAGCUCGUGCCAGAGCAAUUCGGUCCCAGUUGGCUUUAGAACCGAUUACAAAAAUUGAAUUGGAUUCUGACCAGGAUGGCGAAAAUGAUUCUGAUACAGAAAAGACGACCAAAAAGUCGAAUGAUGUAAAGGCAAAAUCAGAUAAUACCAACAGCACGAAACAAUCCAAAUCAAUAUCACCCGAUAAAGAACAACCCAAGCGAGUGCGAUUGAAGAGAAAUUUUCGCAUCCGCCAAGUAGGAGAUGAAGAGCUAUCUGAAGAACCAUCCCAGACAUCUGCUCCGGAGCAACAAGCUAUGCGUAAAUCUAGGAGCAAAUCGAAGGAGAAAGAACCAGAGCAAAAGCCACUGGUUAACGAACAAACGAAAGCAAAAGAAGAAAUUCAAGAAACGAAAAGCAGAGACAGUUCACCGGAAGUCAUUCCCGUUAUACCAAGUCCGGAAACACUAUGCAUAUCUUCCGAUUCUGAGGAUGAAAAAGCAAAGAAAGCCAAAUCAUCAAUUUUCGUAGAUAACAUUGAAGAGUUGGAGAAACAAAUUAAAGAGAAGCAAGCUCAAAUUCCCGCCACAAAACCGGAUCACAAAGAUGAACCGGAAGAAGGUGAGUUAACUGAAGAAGAUAAGUCUCCCCAACGGAACAGGAAGGAAUCUGCAAAGUCGAUUGAGACAAAUGGCGAGAACGCUGUGGUGAAAUCUCCAGCAAAAACAACAAUUUUGGAUCAGGAAGAAGAACUCGACUACGAAGUGCGAGAAAUUUCCGACUCAGAACCAGAAGCAAACAAUGAUGAUUCCACAAAAACCGAAAAAGAAGAUGUUGAAGAGAAGCGAACUGAAGAAAAGGACGAAAGCGAAUCUGAAAGUGAUAGUUCGGAAGAUGAGCCAAAAGACCAAUCUUCCAGCGACGACGAAGAUGAGGAACAUGAUCCAGACGUUGUUGAAAUACACGACUCAAGUGACGAAAAUUUACUAGAACAAAAGCUUGCAGAAGACGAAACGGAGAAAUCGUGGGGUUCGCGAUGGCUGGAGAGUAAGCGUGUAGCGAAGGUGAUGGCUGCUUCACGCUUGGGGAACAAAGUGCGUGAUAAACUGAAAAAGAAGAAGCAAAAAGAGCAACAGGAACAACAGGAACUUGAAAGAGAAGCUGCAAGAGUGGAAUCCCCAGAACCACCUAAAGAACCAGAGAUGCCGACGAAUGUUGAAGAGGGGUCAGUCGAACAUUACAAAAAGUUGGUAGCAAAGGCUGGAGGCGGUGGCGAACGCGAAGCUACUUCGAAGGGAAAUGAAGGCGCCAAAAACGCUGCAGUAGAGGAUGACCAAUAGGAGCGCUUAUCUGUUGAUGUAAGGAUAUAAAAAAAUGGAAUGUUGUGAAACGGGAUGCAGAACCAAAACAAAACAGCCAAUGCGACCAGUAACACGUUUUCUCGUUGUGCGUAGGGUAAAUAUAAGUUCAAAUUAAAAAUAAACCCCUAUGGUUUGCAUGAGGUACUGUUCAAAUUAGCGGUACUUGCAACCUAACAAA
Aedes aegypti (yellow fever mosquito) is the source of this 2203-nucleotide messenger RNA. Its product is annotated as probable serine/threonine-protein kinase kinX. The coding region runs from base 148 to 2004 and encodes 618 amino acids. The record is from RefSeq and is a predicted model, not a curated record. NCBI's taxonomy places the organism in Eukaryota, Metazoa, Arthropoda, Insecta, Diptera, Culicidae. The transcript is spliced from 5 exons.